Fundulus heteroclitus (mummichog) is the source of this 4632-nucleotide messenger RNA. RefSeq names its product zinc finger DHHC-type containing 24 (gene zdhhc24). Lineage: Eukaryota; Metazoa; Chordata; Actinopteri; Cyprinodontiformes; Fundulidae. Gene Ontology annotation, cellular component: endoplasmic reticulum; Golgi apparatus. The transcript is spliced from 3 exons. The record is from RefSeq and is a predicted model, not a curated record. The coding region runs from base 320 to 1195 and encodes 291 amino acids. Gene Ontology annotation, biological process: protein targeting to membrane; peptidyl-L-cysteine S-palmitoylation. Gene Ontology annotation, molecular function: protein-cysteine S-palmitoyltransferase activity.
GUCGUAUUAUUAUGUAACACCUACUAUCGGACGUGAUUUGAGCAGAGCUGUUCCUUGUUAAGAGAGUAAGAUCGGUCUCAUUUUAAGCAAAGAUUAACUUGAUUUCAUAAUCUGGGAUUGAAUAGUGCUUCCGGGAAGCUCGUGACUUAAUUCGAUUAAUUUAAACUCGCGUGGAAAGCUAACAGAGCAUUAUUUGACUAGCCGCUAGCUAACCAACCACCCUGUGCGUCUGUAAAACCGCUCCUUCUACUACAACCAUAGACAUUAAUACUGCUUAGGACUACAACGACCACGUCGCGGUUGUAGUUUUAUUUCAGACAUGACGGGUUUGGGAAGCAGGCUGUUCUGCAAGGUCGGGAAGCUUUGCGAACAGCUCCCCGUGUUCCUCAACACCUUCCUGGUGUUCUCCAUCACCGGGGAGGUGAGCUACCUGGUGCUGGUGGAGGCUCCGCUGGAGCCGGAGGAGAAGAAGACGGUCUGGUCCGCCUGGUGGAAGGCGCUGCACCUGCUGGGCCAGUACUUCAUGCUGGGCAACAUCUGCUGGAACGCCUUGCUCUUCCUGAAAGUCAGCCCCAGCAUCAAGGGCGUGUUCCUGGGAGGAGAUGGACUGGGCCAGGGCUGGAGGUACUGCUACACCUGCGAGACGCACACCCCCCCGCGCUGCUCCCACUGCUUCGACUGCAAGGUGUGCGUCCUGCGGCGCGAUCACCACUGCGUCUUCUUCGGCCAGUGCGUCGGCUUCCGCAACUACCGCUACUUCCUGAGCUGCCUGCUGUUCAUGUGGUCGGGGCUCCUCUACGCCGUGGUGAUGAACGCGGAGGUCUUCAUCGUCAUUCUGAAGGAGGGCGUGACUCUGCACAGCAUCCUGCUGCUACUCAUACCCUGGAUCAUGCUUGUCUCAGGCCAGGUUUCAGCACGGGCCUUCGCCUUUGCCUUCAUCGCCGACACUUGCGUCGUGGGUCUACUGCUCGUCUCCGCCUUCUUCUUCUUCCACAUCUUCCUGCUGUUUCGAGGCCAGACCACCAGGGAGUGGUACUCCUCCCGCCGCCCGUACAACCUGGGUCUCCUGGGCAACCUGCGGCACAUGCUGGGCCUUCGCUGGUACAUCUGCUGGCUCUCCCCGCUCAUCCCGUCGCCGCUCCCCGGAGACGGGAUAAACUUCCAGGUCACGGGGUCGCUGGAGCCCUCCCAGUAACGGGCAGAGGUCUGAGCGGACUCCGGGUCUUUGCUUUAUUGGUGACGGUUAAUGCCGACGAGGGCAGCCGCAGGAACGCGGUCUCGUUUAAAGAGGAGGGAGCCUUUGGAUGGGCGUGGUGGUUUGGAUAGCUGCUUGGUGGUUGUUUUUUGUCGUUUCAAAUGAUUCGUUGGCCUUUUAAGUUGUGCUGAGAAGGAGAAUCGGAGGUCGACCUGAAGAUGAUCUGGGCGCCGGUCAAGGCUAGCCUUGGAAAAUUGUACUGUUCUUGACUAAGCUGAGCACUGAACAUGUGUUUUUACAAGCAGCACUGAAGAAAGAAUGUAUUUCAUCGAUCAAUAAAAGUAAAUAGAAUAUUAAAUCUUUAAGAGGCGUUUGCAGGAGCCACAAAUGGGGUGAUUUAGUUACGUUUUGGGAGGAUUUUCCCCUAAAAACCUAAGCUGCCUCAAUCAGAGUCUCACUCAGAUUUGUUUUGCACUUUUCCUGAUUAAACUUCAGGAUAUUCUUUAUGCACUUCUGAGUAGCUGCUGAGUAUAUACCAGACCUUUAGUGGAGGGAGUUUCAAGCAUAACAAAAAUGUCUUUACUAGUAAUGCACGGAGAAACCGGCCUGGGAUCAGAAUUGGAUGAUUUCUCGCUUGAUCAACCCUGACAAGUGAUGGAAAAACUCCCAACGUUUGACCAUUUUCUGAUCUGUAAACGCGCCGCAUUGCAUUAAACGUCUCCCUCACCAAGUGGUGGAGGCUCGAAGGUGUUUUCAGUUUGAUCAAGGUGAUUGAAGUAUAAGCAGAGGGAAACAGACAUGUAAGAAGUCAUUUAAAAAGCAACUUUUCUGUGAUAUUUUAGAAGCUGUGGUUUAUUUAGGCAGUGAGAGAGAGAAAUACCUUCACCUUAUCAGGGAGCAUGCUGAAUUUAGACAUUUAGCUGCUUUUGGAAAUCUCAGUUAAGGUAAGGCUCACCAUUCUGUAGAGCAGGGGUUCCUAAACUUAUCAGCCUGGAGCGUUUAUUCUCAUAAUGUUCUCCAUUCUUAUACACCUAAUAUGAUUUUAUUGUUGUAAAAUCCCCACAGAAAAUUGUAUAAUGGCCAUUGUUGGCUAAAGAAAAGAAAUUACUGGCCACAGAGGAAUACAUUUCCACACAAGACCUUAAAAAAAACGUAUUUUCUGAUGUUGAUUAGUCGUAAAUUUUUGAGAAUUGUUUUCCCCCCAUACAAUUCCUAUAUUAAAAAAAGUAUAUCUCUGAUAUUGUGAAGUCAGGAAUUUGGAUCAUCACUUGGAUCAUCUCACGACCUGCACUUGGGGGAACCCCUGCUCUGGAAUACAUAAAGAGACGGAUGUGUCCAGUUAUUAAUAUUAAACAUAUUAUGUGCUAAUAUAUGAUGCUGAACAUAGUUUUAAUAGUCAACUCUUUAAUAAUUCUGUCUGGGUUUCAAGGUCCUAUCCACAUUAACGCAUAUAAAAAAAAAAAGGUUUUCUGCCCUAUUUGGAUCGCCUGUAACGGGUAAACAUAUUUCUUGAUGAAAAAAAAAACAUGCAGACAGGAUACAAGGAGAUUUUUUUUCCUCCCACAAUCCUUUUCUGUGCUAGAAACCACAAACAAAUUGGGGCCUUUUUAAUGGGUUAUUCUCCACUCUGUCUCCAUUAAAUUACAUAUGUAAACUAAUAUGCAAGCGGCUUUUGUCAAAUUCAUGUCAUGUAUAUCUUUAACCCAGAACAUAGAGAUGUAGAUUAAAAAAUAUCCAUUUAAAUAAAGAGAAACAUGUACUGUGGUGUAGCUGGGGCUUAGAAUAAUAAAAAGAAGUCCCAAUUGGCUAAAAUAGUUAUCGGCAGCCCAGCGUUAGAUUGGAAAUUGGCCAAAGAACCUCUGAUUGGUGCGCCUCUAGUUUUCACAUUAGUUAAGAAGAAAUUCUCAGACACGAUAUGUAGUGUAAAUGUUUGAGUUUCAGUUUACAGAUUGGUGUAAUGUAAACUCAUCUGACAAAUCCAGUGUUUAAAGUGAUUUAUGGCCGUGAUUUAUAUAUUUUUUCUUCAUAUUUUAUAAUUUGUUGUUGCCUCGGGCCGUCGGGGACUGGAGCACCAUUGCCUGACUGUACCGUGACCUACUGCAACUGCAGACUGAUCUCCACCAGGUCCUUCUGCAGGAUAACCGCUCCGAUGGGAAUAUUUGUACCAGUCGGCAUCAUUGUGGUUUUAUUUUUCUAAGGUGUUUUUGAGGCUGUUUUUAAAGUAUGCAGUUUCAGCAUGUCAUCUCCUGCACAUGUCUUAAUUCGUCCACUCGAUUCCAGCUUUGCUUUCAGUAGCUCGCCUUUUGUCUCCUGUAUUCUGUAAUUCAGAUCCUCCUUGCCUUAAAGUCAAUCAACUAAUCACAAGCCUUUGUUUAGACGGGUUCUUAAAAGUGUUGGUGAAUAUGUAAUCUAGCAAAAACUGUCAAUCUUUGGUAAUUGUUUUGAAGAACAUUGCUGUUUUUUCCUUAUUCCAUGUUGGGUUUUGCUGUUUGUGCAUCAUUGGACAGUUUGAAUUGAAUUGCUGUUUUUAUUCUUUUGUAUUUGCAGACCUGUUGUGUUGUAAUGUUUACAGAUGUUGGUCAGAAAAGUGUUUUCUUCAGAGUUUGUUUUUUUUCUAAUGUUUGAUUAAAACUAUUGAAAUCGGUUGUAUACCUGCUGCUGCUACAGUUUAUUUGUGAACAACCUUCAACAACAGAGUAACGAUUCUCAAAACUUUGAGCAAAUACUAACCCUAACCUUCAGGGAGCGUUCCCUACAGGUUAGGAAGUCUAUGAUAUUUAGAGAAAGUUCCCUAAAAGUUUGGACAUAAUUACUCCUUAAAAUAUUUAGGGGACACCCUAUAAUGGUUAGUGAUUUUUUUUUUUCUCCCCCCUUUAGAGAACUUUUCGGGAAUGUUCUCUAAUUGAUGGCGGGGUUUAACAGUUUUCUAGAAACUAUCAGGGAAUUUUCUUUAAAGCUUGCCAAAAGGUUAUCCACAACUUUUUUACGGUGCAACUUUCAGGGAACUUUUAAAGAACGUUCUCCAAAGGUCAGAUUCAACACAAACACUAUUCUGGGAACUAUGCCCUGUAAUCGUUUGAAAACAAUCAUCUUUAAAGAACAUUUAGGAAACGUCCCCUAAGGUUUGAAGGUUUUCUAACCAUUAGAGACGUUUAUUUUUGUUUGUUUCAUUUUUACCUGCUCAGCAAACUAAAACGUCCUGUAUUUUAAUGAAACGGGCAAAGUAAUCCAAUUAAUUUAGAAAAGGGAUCUGUAAAUCGUUGUUGAUUUGAAACAUAAAAGCAGCUUGCAGUUUAUAGCAAACGAUAUCCUAAAUUUUUCGGACUGAUAAUCUUUUUCUAGAUUUUUGUUUUUGUGUUUACCUUUCCAGCAACAAGCACAGAAUAUUGCUCACUUUCAUGUUAUUCUGCCAAGUUUAAUAAAUGAGUGCACCCAAA